Molecule: messenger RNA, 495 nt
Organism: Ceratosolen solmsi marchali
Lineage: Eukaryota; Metazoa; Arthropoda; Insecta; Hymenoptera; Agaonidae
Product: TRAF3-interacting protein 1-like
Exons: 5
Coding region: 83-457 (124 amino acids)
Source: RefSeq, a predicted model, not a curated record
UGCGGAAACUAAUACAAAUCUUAUUAAAGGAAAUAAUUUUGAUUCUACAAAAAAUAAAGAUAAUUUUGUAAUAAUCGAACAAAUGAAAUCACAACAAUUAUAUGAUACAAACUAUUUAAAUCAAGAGCAAGGGUCCCUAGUUGCACAAAUAUUAGAGACUCAGAGGAAUCUGACUAACUCGAUUAAUUUGGAUAUAACUUCCAGAGUAAUUAAAAAAAAAAAUGGCCUAGUUAUAAAAAGUGGAACAUUAACGAAACAAAUUGAAAAUCUUCGAAAUGAUAUACAACAAUUAGCCAGUACGUCAAACCCAUUGGGAAAAAUACUAGAUUUAAUACAAGAAAACACAGAAAUAAUGCAAAAAGAAUAUUCGAUUUUGAUCAGUCAAAAUCUAAAUUUGAAAAAAUGUUUCAAUAUAGAAAAUAAGCAACAUAUGACCAGUAUCACCAAAACAGCGUAAAAUAACUCUUCCACUAGAAAAUAUAGUAAUCCAUGUAA